AUGAUCAUACAGCACUCGAACACAACAGAAAACACAACUACCUGCUGCCACCUUGAAACAACAGAGUACUUGCUACAUAAUGCCCCCAAAGAAGCAGAAGGUCCCCAAAAGAAUCCCCAGGAAGAUUCUACCAGCGAGAAUACAAAAAGGGCCACAAAGGCCCUCCGACCACUUCAACCUGUUGACCCUGUCGACCCUGAUGAGCUGGAGGACCCGCUGGCACUACCUGACGAGAUACCCAGAGAUUCAGACUCGGAUGCCAGCUCGAUGGGCCAUCCAGGAACUGCCGCACCCACGAAAAAAAGAACCAUCCAGCGCAUCACCCGAAAACUCAGCGAUGCCGAGGAAGUCGAUGUGAUAGAGUGGAUCCAGGCUAACCCAAGUAUUUUCAACAAGGCGCAUGCUGAUUACAAAAACACGAAGAAGCGGGACCAGUUGUUCGCAGACAAAGCCGCCCAGCUUGGAGAGGGGUUGACCGGACAGGACCUAUACAAAUGGUAUCUUGGGCAGCGUACGGCGUUUACAAAGUUGAUCAAGCGUCCGGCCAGUGGCAGUGGUACAGUCUUGAUGACCGCCCAACAGCAGUAG
Molecule: messenger RNA, 588 nt
Organism: Mya arenaria
Lineage: Eukaryota; Metazoa; Mollusca; Bivalvia; Myida; Myidae
Exons: 2
Coding region: 1-588 (195 amino acids)
Source: RefSeq, a predicted model, not a curated record